AUGGCGGCGGAUCCCCCCGGGAAGAGCAGCGGCUGGCUGCAGGCUGAGCUGGAGUCCGGCUCCGGCCUCCUCCUCCUGGACUGUCGGCCACACGAGCGAUACCAGGCCGGCCACAUCGAGUCCGCCCUCAGCCUGUCCCUCCCCGGCCUUCUCCUCCGCCGCCUCCGGAGAGGAACCCUGUCCGCCCGCUCCGUCCUUCCCGCCCCCCGCCGCCUGGAACACCGGAACCUCCUGCUGUAUGAUGACACCACCCGCGAGGAGCCCGCCCCCUCCUCCGUCCUCGGCCUCCUAUUGGCCCGACUGCGGGAGGACGGCUGCCCCGCCUACUACCUGAGAGGGGGUUACAGCAAAUUCCAGAGGGAAUUCCCGGAUCAUUGUGAGGCCGGCCUGGACAGCCCCUCCCCCACGGAUCCCACUCCAGAAUGUGUCCUCGGACUGGGGGGCUUGAGGAUCAGUUCCGAAGGUUCGGACGGCGAGUCUGACCGGGAGCCAAUCAGCGCGACCGAAUCGGAAGGCAGCCCCACCCUCAGCAACCAAUCGACUUUCCCCGUGCAGAUCCUCCAUACUUGUACCUCGGCUGCGCCAAAGAUUCGGCCAACCUGGACAUUCUGGGGAAAUACGACAUCCAAUACAUCCUGAAUGUGACCCCCCAACCUGCCCAACACCUUCGAGCACCACGGGGGGUUCAAGUACAAGCAGAUCCCCAUCUCCGACCACUGGAGCCAGAACCUCUCGCAGUUCUUCCCCGAGGCCAUCUCCUUCAUCGAAGAAGCUCGGUCCAACAAAUGCGGCGUCCUGGUCCACUGCCUGGCCGGCAUCAGCCGCUCGGUGACGGUCACCGUGGCUUACCUCAUGCAGAAACUCAACCUGACCCUCAACGACGCCUACGACUUCGUGAAGAGGAAAAAGUCGAACAUCUCCCCCAACUUCAACUUCAUGGGGCAGCUGCUGGACUUCGAACGAACUCUGGGACUGAAAAGCCCGUGUGACAUCCACCCGCCAACCGGCAACCAGCUCUACUUCACCACGCCCACCAAUAACAACCUCUUCCAGCUCGACAGCCUGGAGAUCACAUGA
Molecule: messenger RNA, 1077 nt
Organism: Staurois parvus
Lineage: Eukaryota; Metazoa; Chordata; Amphibia; Anura; Ranidae
Source: the annotation of a GenBank genome assembly